Messenger RNA from Halichondria panicea, 2599 nucleotides. RefSeq lists its product as uncharacterized. NCBI's taxonomy places the organism in Eukaryota, Metazoa, Porifera, Demospongiae, Suberitida, Halichondriidae. Gene Ontology annotation, molecular function: phosphatidylinositol binding; NAD+-protein mono-ADP-ribosyltransferase activity; NAD+ poly-ADP-ribosyltransferase activity. The record is from RefSeq and is a predicted model, not a curated record. Gene Ontology annotation, biological process: protein poly-ADP-ribosylation; double-strand break repair. Gene Ontology annotation, cellular component: nucleolus. The coding region runs from base 392 to 2215 and encodes 607 amino acids. The transcript has 15 exons.
CCUACUCCUGGUUCUCUGUGUCUUGUCCUUCAUUCUAGGGUUCCUCUCUGUUGCACUGUAUGUCAGUUGGCAGCAGGCCCGUCAUGUGAGGAAAGUGUGGACAGAGAGCAGUCCUCAAUGGACACAAGUCGGCUGUCACAAGGUGUUGGCACCCUCCGUUGAGCCACGCCCCCUCCAGUUCAACAGUCAACUCACUGGAGUGAGGAGCAUUGAUGAAGAACUAGAAAAGCUGUUGUCCCUCGGACUACAAGACCUUUUCGAGAGCUGGUAUCACACCCACGUCAGCCCCGACCCAGUGUGUUCCCAAGAAGCCCUAGAACUCGCCCAUAAACGUGAUUCAAGAAGUAGCCGCGGCUAGGUUAACUACCUAGCCUUCUUCAUAGAGACACUCAUGAAUGAUUUUAUGGAUCACCUGAGGGCGUACAAGGUGGCGUGUGGGGCUGCAUCAGUGGGUGUGGUUACAGGUCAAAGUGCAGCAAUAUGGAACGAGGCGGUGGAGACAGAGUUCUUCAAGUGUGAGAGUGGGGAGGACCCGUGGAGGGCCGUCUGCUGUGACAGGGAAGCCAGGAUAGCCUACCUGUACCGUCUCUCUGAGCUGCUGCUGUGUAUUGUGCUCCCAGAGGACGAGUUCUCUUCUCCGUCCCUCCAGGCCUUCCUCACAGAUGUGUUGGUCUGGAAGGUCUGGACACCAUUGCUCAAGACACUAGCUCUACCAGACAACAUCAACGCCACCUUCAUAUCAAUGUGCAAGGAGAGCUCUCUGAACACUGACAGUUUCAUGGCUGCUCUGAGUGAGGGGGCCAACGAGACCGAGGUACGAUCACUCAGGUACAACGUCAACUCUCACAUCUCACACCUGCAGAAGACCGGAGUCACAGGUGUGCCAAGAGUGUCCCUGCGAAUGUAUCCAGUGAUAGUCUCAUUGCCCUCUCAGCCGCCAUUGCCCGACUAUGGCAUUCUGAACGAGGGUACCACCAAGCAUUGUGUGUUUCACGUCAACGUCUCCUGCAAACACAGCCAUGUCUCUGUCACUGAGAAGUGGAUCAUUAAUCGUCGCUAUAGAGACUUCCACGACCUCCACCUCUCACUCAGGGCACAGAUUGAUAACUUCCCUGCUAAUCUCGUGCUACCCACUCUUCCCUCGUUCCACAAAUUGGACCCCCAGCGGUUGGACGUGAGACGAAUUCAGCUGGAGGGCUACCUCAAAACUAUCACCUCAGAGGAAUUCCUAUCAGAUCACCUCCACGUGUUGGGUCAGGUCAUCUUGUUCCUGUCAGAAGGAGAGUACGAGCGACAGAGCACCGAGGUAAAGAGAAUGGCGAACACUCUCCUCAACCCUCUAAAACGUGUGGCCACAUUGACCCGAGGUGCACUCAAGUCCUCUGGCCAGUCAAGUUCCAAGAUGUCUCCAGUGACAGUCAAGAAGCAGCCAUCAUCAGAGACACCCAAACCACCAGGAGAAGAGAGUUUUGGAGCCUCCAAGCCUGCUGCCAAGAAGCACUUUGAGCUCCUCUACCAAGACAAGACAGGCAAUUCAUGGGGCACCAGUAAAGAGAGCUUUGUUAAGAGGCCUAGCAAGUUCUACCCCCUAGAGAUAGACUAUGGUGGUGAUGAGGACACUGGGCAACAGCUUGGAAUUGCCCCUGGUUCAAAGUCCACACUGGCCCCUGAGAUACAAGAUCUCAUUCGAAUGAUAUUUGAUGUGGAGAGCAUGAAGAAAGCUAUGCUGGAGUUUGAGAUUGAUAUAAAGAAGAUGCCUUUGGGCAAGUUGUCACGGCGACAGAUAGAGAGUGCAUAUUCUGUCCUUUCUGAGCUACAACGAGAGAUUGUUGGGACUCAGAAUCCGAGCAAAAUCCUCGACUAUACUAACAAAUUCUACACUCUAGUACCACAUGACUUUGGCAUGACGAAACCACCCCCACUGAACUCAGAGGAGGUUAUAAAGAUAAAGACACAAAUGUUGGAUAAUCUAUUGGAGAUUGAGGUGGCCUACUCGCUACUGAAACAGGAGGAUGGUGUGAGUGGAGGGAAGGAUCCAUUGGACCUGCAUUAUGAGCAGCUCAAGACCAAGAUGGAUGUGCUGCCCAAAUUCAGCUGGAGGGCUACCUCAAAACUAUCACCUCAGAGGAAUUCCUAUCAGAUCACCUCCACGUGUUGGGUCAGGUCAUCUUGUUCCUGUCAGAAGGAGAGUACGAACGACAGAGCACCGAGCUAAAGAGAAUGGCGAACACUCUCCUCAACCCUCUAAAACGUGUGGCCACAUUGACUCGAGGUGCACUCAAGUCCUCCGGCCAGUCGAGUUCCAAGAUGUCUUCAGUGACAGUCAAGAAGCAGCCAUCAUCAGAGACCCCCAAACCACCAGGAGAAGAGAUCCGAGCAAGGUCAAGGUGAUGAUAAAGGGUGGUGCUGCAGUGGAUCCUGAUUCAGAGCUGGAGGGGUCACACCACGUACUGGAGGAGGUGUGAUCUGGAAUGCUGUACUUGGAUUGGUCGAUGUCAUAAGAGGCACUAACUCGUACUACAAGCUGCAGCUGCUCGAAGGAGACUCCAGCAAGAACUACUAUGUGUUCAGAUCAUGGGGUCGUGUGGGGACCACCAUA